ACUUUCAACACAAUUGUUUUUAUCGAUGGAUCUGAUCUUAUAAUAAAAACAGCAGCGAUGUAUUUCUAGAGAUGGAACGAAACAUUCAAUCAGUGGAAACAAGUACAGUAAUAUCUAAGAAACUUUUAUAGUAUUGGAGUCACAGAAUGCAAUUUACUUUUCAAAUAAUAUAAACAAUGUUUUUGUCACAGUAUUUCAUCAAAUAAAAUGCAAUUCACAUCGAUUGUACAGCACAAACCUACAAGUACUGGUACUUGUCUAGCAGACGAAAUUUUCCACUGCGUCGAUGGCCCGGUGGUUGACAUUUUCGCCGGCCGGGAGAGUGGCGCUGUCGUCUCGGGGCCGUGGGGGAGUGUGAGUGUGUGCGGGAACGGGUGUUUUUUAAGAGUGAAUUAUAUGUUCAAGAGUGUAAGACAGUGUUGACCUAUAUCGGACGAUAAUGCCUGCACCACAGAAAGCUAGCUUCGCGGAAUUUCUAUGGAACCGAGAGGAGAAGACGGUUCUGGGCCGUACCGGCCUUAGUUGGUUUAAAAUCACCGUAUUCUAUAUUAUAUUCUACUCGUGCCUGGCGGCUUUCUGGUCGUUAUGCCUCUUCAUCUUCCUGCAGACCAUCAGCUACAAGGAGCCGAGGUGGAACACCAACACUGGCAGCAUCAUCGGCAAAAACCCCGGUCUGGGCUUCCGGCCGCGACCGCCCGCGGAGCGGAUCGAGAGCACACUAGUAAUGUUCAACGAGGGCCCCGGAGAGAACUGGGGCCACUGGGUCAGCGAGCUCACCAAUGUCACGGAAAAGUACAAGCAAGUCCCUGAGAAAUACAAGAAAAACAUGAAGACGUGCACCUAUGGCGACGAGAUGGAGGGAGACGAUUUCUGCGUGUUCAACAUCGCAGAGCUCGGCACCAAGUGCAGCAAGGACAGGAACUUCGGCUACGAGGCCGGCAACCCCUGCAUCAUCGUCAAGCUCAACAAGAUCUUCAACUGGCGCCCGGACGUGUACGCGACGUCGGACGACCUGCCGGACAACAUGCCGGAGAGCGUGCGCGAGGUGAUCGCGCGCGACUUCACCGAGCCCGGCUCCAACGAGAUCAACAAACAAAACGUCUGGAUCACGUGCGAGGGAGAGAACCCCAACGACUUUGAGAACAUCGGGCAGGUGAACUACUACCCGCACCCGGGCAUGCCGGCCUACUACUACCCGUUCCAGAACCAGCCCGGCUACCAGUCACCACUGGUGGCAGUCGAGUUCGCCAGCGUCAAACGUGGUGUCCUGUUGAACAUCGAGUGCAAGGCCUGGGCCAAGAACAUCUUCCACGACCGGAAGGAGCGGAAGGGCUCGGUGCACCUGGAGCUGAUGGUCGACUGAGGGUGCUGCCGCCGCCGCCCGACGGCACACGUAGUGUUGCGUUAGUGAGCGUCUGGAGUCGGACAGCGGACGGGGCGAGUGCCAGCGAGCGAGCGCCGGGGACCGAGGCGCUGCCGGCCGCCGUCUGUGUGCCUGUGUGCGCGCGCGCGAGUCUGUGUGUGCCGUCUGUCUCAGCUGCCUGGGAGCGUGUGUGCGUGCGUCUGCGCGUGUGGCUGUGUGUGUGCGGCGCGCGCGUGCGUGUGUGCGUGGCGCGCCUCUGGCCGGCGGCGCGGUCCCGCCGCAGCUGCCGAAUCUCUGCGUGGGACGGCCGGCGCGCGCCCGCCGGGUGCAAUCUUGUCACGCGCCAGUCGGACUACCCACCCUGCAGGUCCCGUAAUGCCAACCCUCGGUUUUAGCCAUAGACGAGAUAUUUUAGUUUUUGCGUUUGUUUUAUAUGAUUGUGUUCGAGGGCCAGCUAUUCAAGGCUUUCACGGCGCCAACGGCCUUCUAAAUUAGUUUUGCUCAAGCCUCUCGUUGCCAUAUUGGACGGUAGUAGCGCCCCAGCCGAGCGGGCGCGCCCGCGGCGCCCUGUCACCCCCAGUUGGACCCGCGCAUCGCCAGCGGUAGGUACUUGUUACAUGCACCGUCGUACGUCUCGUUGAUGUUGAAUGCGAUCGGUGGAGGGAGAGCGCGGGCGGCGGUCGGCCCGGCUGCCGCCCGGGGGCCCAGCAGCCGCCCAGGCCCAGUCGCAGUGACACGCUGUCAAAUUGUAGAUAUACCUUUUCCAGCGUCGUUGGAGCCGCCUGUGCGGCCUCGCGCCGCCUUGUGGGCCCGUGUCUUGUCCGUUUUACUCGUUGGCUGUCAUCACAUAUGGUGCAUUACGAGAGCAGUGCUCUGUUAGAUAAAUAAAUUUCCACAGUA
Messenger RNA from Amphibalanus amphitrite, 2263 nucleotides. RefSeq names its product sodium/potassium-transporting ATPase subunit beta-like. Gene Ontology annotation, biological process: intracellular potassium ion homeostasis; sodium ion export across plasma membrane; intracellular sodium ion homeostasis. The record is from RefSeq and is a predicted model, not a curated record. Lineage: Eukaryota; Metazoa; Arthropoda; Thecostraca; Balanomorpha; Balanidae. Bases 440 to 1363 code for a protein of 307 amino acids. Gene Ontology annotation, cellular component: sodium:potassium-exchanging ATPase complex. Gene Ontology annotation, molecular function: ATPase activator activity. The transcript is spliced from 6 exons.